Molecule: messenger RNA, 7985 nt
Organism: Entelurus aequoreus (snake pipefish)
Lineage: Eukaryota; Metazoa; Chordata; Actinopteri; Syngnathiformes; Syngnathidae
Gene: alpk3a
Product: alpha-kinase 3a
Exons: 16
Coding region: 172-5733 (1853 amino acids)
Biological process (GO): protein phosphorylation; cardiac muscle cell development
Cellular component (GO): nucleus
Molecular function (GO): protein serine/threonine kinase activity; ATP binding
Source: RefSeq, a predicted model, not a curated record
GAUCCAAAGAAACACAGACAACAUCUCAAUGGGGCAUUUAUAUGAGUGACAAAAGUCCACUCUGAUCCAAGGCAGUGAAUUUUGACCGGCAGUGGACGUGACCUUGUUUUAUUUUGUGGGCGGCAAAAUAACAGUGGAUCACACAUUUUUAGUGAAUUACUGCAGUGAACAAUGACUUCCAGGAGACCAAUGACUCGCUCUUUUUCUGCCAAUGGGAGGACAAGCAGUUUCAGUGAAGAGGACAGUAGCUCUUCAAAUGGCCGUCCUGAAACCCGCAAUAAUUACCUAUCAAAUGUGAGGCCUGAAAACAGCUAUUCAAGGUAUUCUCACUACAGGCCGAUGAGGAGCACGUUGUGCACCGUCAUGUCUCAGCUCACAGAGGACAUACAGCCUUCCUUUGAGACUACGCUGAAGUCAAAGGCGGUGUCUGAAAACUGUAACGCUAAGUUCACCUGUGUUGUAACAGGUUAUCCGGCCCCUGAACUAAAAUGGUAUAAGGAUGAUAUGGAAAUGGACCGUUACUGUGGACUUCCAAAGUAUGAGAUCCGCAAAAAUGGAAAAAUUCACACUCUUCAUAUUUAUAAUUGCACACUGGAUGACGCAGCUAUCUACCAGGUCUCAGCUAGCAAUAGCAAAGGCAUUGUCUCCUGUUCUGGGGUUUUGGAGGUCGGCACCAUGAGUGAGUUCAAGAUUCACCAGAGGUUCUUUGCCAAGUUGAAGCAGAAAGCGGAAAAUAAGAAAAAAGACUUGGAAGAGCACCCCAAGAAGGAGAACAAGAAACAUAAUCAGAGAGAGGAACCACAAGUUAAUCCGGAGCCUCCUCCAAGGAAACGCCCUGUUCCGCCACCGGAGCCGGUCCAAGCAACCAAGGAGCAGCUGGGGGCUGCCAGAGAGGUCAAUGGAGUUAACUCUUCUGACGUCAAAGAAACAGCCCAUGUGGCACAUUUGGACAAUAGUCUGGAGAAGGACAUACCGGCCUCCGAGGAACUCUUGGCUAAAAAGAAACUAAAUAUCACCAAUGGUGUCGAUGCUGGUGUUAACACAACCACAAACAGCAGCGAGAGCAGAGUCCAGAUGAUGGUGAACGGAGGUGAAAACCACUAUGACGGAGGAAUCGGCUUGGCACAGUUUCUGUCAGAGACACUCCAAACCCAGGCAGAUGAAGAGAGCCAAACCACCCCACAAGUAGAACAACCACAACAGAUGGAAUUAUUAAUCACAAAUACUAGUAAAGAGAAAGAAGAACGUGAAAGAAAACAGACAGAAAAGGACGAGCAUGAAAUGACAAAAGAAAAAGAAUAUUUUAUAGAAAGGGAGAGAGAGAAGGAGGAACGGUUGCAGGAAGGGUCCCAACCGGCAGAGCAGCCAAAACAACCUUCAGAGGUCAAACAUCACAGAAAAGCUCACAAGGAUCACGACCAUCAUAACAUCCAGGAAACCUUCUCGUCCAUGCUGCACACUGUCAAAGACUUCUUCUUUGGAAAGGGCAAAAGGGACUCUUAUGAACACAUUGAAAACAAAGAGAAAGAUCAUGACCAGCUCCCCAACUCAAUCCAGCCUGAAUCUCUACAAUCACAAGCAUCGCCUUCAUAUCGGCCGCACAGGAAGCCUCAGCCAGAGGUGGAAAAACCUCCUACGGAUCAAGUUGUACCUAAGCAAAAGGAACUUUCACAGUGCGCAGAUAUAGACCAAGGGUCGCAAAAGCUCAUGACUGCUCAUGAACAUGAGGUUGUACAAUCAUCAGCUCUUGAAUUACCGACCAAGAGCACAAAGGAGCCUACAAGACGGACUAUGAAGGUGGCUGAUGAACCGGUUGAGAACGUGAAGGUAUCAUUAGAGGAAGAGAUCAGAGUACUAGGUGAAGACCCGCCAUUGUCCGGCCUUCAUGUUUCCACUGAGGAGAAGACCAGCGUACCUGGCGUAAACCCACGCAAGCACAGGGAAAACAUGAAAACUCCACAGAAAGAGGACCAAACUGAGAUUCAAACCCAGUACCACUUGAAUGUUGCAGAGCAAAACACGAAAGUGGUUUCAAGGGUGGAUAUGGUUCUCUCACCCAAACAAGAGCCAGAUUCUCUCAUAGCUUCACUGCAGCCUCAUCACCCCAGUGCAAGAGAAGAGUUUACAUUUGGCAAAGAACUGCAUGUCUUUCCACAGAGCCAAACCUCUUGUGACAAAAGUUUCCCUCCAAAAUCCAACCUUUUAGAAGUUAGUCAGGCUCCCUCUCCCAGAGUUAUUUUAGCUAUGGAGGGUAGUGACCUGAUUCCCACAGAGCUUUUGCAGGGAGGAGGGACACAUGUUGAUGAGAUGGACAAAGAAGGUGGACCUGUCAAAGACGUAGACGACCCUCCUAAGAAAUUGUGUGUGAAAGAGAAAACUGAAGUGAAAUCAAAUGAACUGCCCUGCUCAGAUAUAAAGAGACCUCAGGUGACUGAAUCAAUGCUGCGUUUGCUGAAAGAGACAAUUGAGACGAUGGAAAACCAAACACCAAAUCAGACACUUUCUUCUUUCCCUGAUACGGAGACAAGCAAUUCACAGAGCGAGAAGGUUGAAAAUACUUCAGUGACGCAGGAAACUAAUGUAGGGUUUCCACCUACUGCCGCCCCAGCGAUGGGUGACCUAAAAAUGCCUGAGAGUACUCAGCCUCUAGCGGAUGAAAGCAAAGCAGAGCGAAGCCACAGACUACUACAAAGUUCAGAGUCAGGUUUUGGUAAGAGUGAGACAGGAAGCGAAAAGAAUGAUAAAAUACCUGAUGCUAUACUAAAAGAUGUAGAGAAUUCAGUCAACAUUCGGAAAAAACAAGAGCUUGUCGGAGAACUUAAUGAAGUAAAGGAUAAGGGUACAGAAAUGGAGACUGACAGGAAACCACCAGCAGAAGCCAACAAUGUGGAUGAAGAGCCAAAGAUCUUCAAAGUGGCACAAAACAAACUAGAUGAAACUAGUGUUGUGGAGAAAAAUAAGGUGCAUGAAAACAGUCAUGAGAAACCGCAAAGUCCCCCAGAAAGAGUUGCACUUGCAUCAUUGUGUAUUGAGAACACAACAGAUUUCAAAGAACCUGUGUCAAAUGUAAGCUUAAAUGAAUACUUUGCUAUCCCAAAGAUUGACAUUAUAGAGCCUGAAGUCAAACAAUUCACUCUUCCGCUGACUAUAUUAGCGCUCAACAAGAUAGAAUCAGAGCCAGGUAUUUUAGAAAAACACAUAAAACCGCAGGCAAUAGCUGGUAAUGUUGUUGAUUCCUCGUUGCCCAAGCAGAAAAUUGUGCGUGGUGAUGAUAACCCUCCACCCACGGAUAAAGCGGACAAACUUGAACAAUUGGAAAUCCAACCAGAAAUAGCUGAGCCAGAACAUACAAGCAUAAAAGCUAUUGAGCAACUCCCCCAAGUGAACCUCAGAUCCAUUCCCCAAAUAAAUGUUUCAUGCAGCGAGGAUAAGGAGAAUCAUACAUUCAUGAACACCUGUGUUUCGGAUUCCCUACCACCCUUUGAAACGCCAACUGUGCCAUUAUUUGUGGUGCCGCCUAUUUCUGUCACUUGUCACGAGAAUGAAAGUGAACUAAAGAAGCCCAGUCACAGUGAGUGGAUAGAAACUGAAACCUCAGUGUCAAUGCGUGGUACCGCGAGCGACAUGGCAGCAAAGUCGGAAAAACCUAGAGAAAACAUGGCAGAACAGAGUUUCACUGAGACCACUUCCUCUAUGCCAAAUGAAGCUGUGGUACAGCGGGUGAAUGACAAAGGACUGCCAAUCAGUAGAAAUACAGAGGACAACAUUUCCCCUGAAAUACUCAAAGCAAAACCCUUAAAAGAGGGUAAGAUUGAGAAUUCUAUGACUUUCGAAGACUUCUUCAAAAGCAGGACCUCUGGAGAAAGACUCACACACAAACCCCCAACUCACCCAUCAUUGAGCCCCGGCAGUAUUCGCAAAUUUAUGACCAAGGCAGCUCAAGAUCUGGAAAUUGAUGCCGGGACAGGAGUCCCUGUCAUCACAGUGGAUGACCGCCAGAGUGACAGGACGGACGGGGAUCUAAGUGGCGGAUCGACACCCACGUCAACAACACCGACCUCAUCGCUGUCCUGUGAAAGCAGCCCAAGGAUUAAACGAAGGGACAGUCUAUCACUCAUACGCUCUGCCACGCCUGAAGAGUUGGCCUCGGGAGCCCGCCGCAAGAUCUUCAUCCCCAAACCUAAAGAGGAUGCAGACAUAGCUCCUGGAGGGCUGGAAGCGCAAAACAAGAAGGAGACCCCUUACAUGUCCCCCAGCCAGGCUCGCAGAGCAGCAUUGCUCCAAGCCCCUGUUGGACAAAAUACCCCACCAAUGGAGAGGCGCUCUCCGCUGAUGAGUCGCAGGAAGGCCACACUGGAGGUACCAAAGGUUGUAGAGGAGCCGCCGAAAGAUGAGCCGGUGAAGGCAGUAAAGGAAGAGAAAGUUGCUGAAAAGAAGUACGACCCUCUGAAAGCGCCACAGAUCAUCCGUAAGAUCAGAGGGGAGCCUUUCCCAGAUGCCUCCGGACACCUGAAGCUUUGGUGCCAGUUUUUCAACGUCAUUGCCGACUCCACCAUUAAAUGGCUCAGGGAUGAAGAGGAAAUUCUGGAGGUCAAACGAAGCGCAGGGGAUGAAACCCAGGUAGCCCUGGCUAUUGUCCUGGCCUCAAGCCACGACUGCGGCGUGUACGGUUGCACUAUAAACAAUGAGUACGGCACAGACACCACCGACUUCCUUCUCAGCGUAGAUAUUCUGUCUGAUAUACUUCUCAGAGAGGAUUUGGAAGUUGGAGAAGAGAUAGAGAUGACGCCGCUGAUGUUCACCAAAGGUCUCGCCAACUCCGGCAACUGGGGUGAUAAGUACUUUGGCCGCAUCAUGACCGAGAUGGCGAACAUUGGCGACGGUUGCGGCCAUAAAGCCAGCAGAGUAAAGGUCAUCUACGGCCUCAAUCCCGUCUUUGAGUCAGGAAACACGUGUAUCAUUAAGGUUCAAAACCCCAUCGCCUACGGGACCAAGCAGGAGUGCAACCUUACGGACAGAAACAUGGAGAUUACAAAACAAGAAUGCAAAAUCCAGAACAUGAUCCGAGAAUAUUGUAAGAUCUUUGCAGCUGAAGCGAGAGCGAUUGAAAAUUUUGGCUCUUCCCUCGAAGUGAUUCCUCGGUACCUGAUGUACCGCCCCGCGAACUCAGUGCCGUACUGCACGGUGGAGGCUGACCUCAAGGGGGUGUUCCUCAGGUACUGCAUGACGGAUCCCAAAGGCCGACCGAUUGCGCAGACCGUCUCUGAGAUGGAGCAGAAAUGUUGCAGCUUGCAGCACUGGAUUCAUCAGUGGACACAUGGCAACUUACUGAUCACUCGCAUGGAAGGUGUUGAAAAUCAGAUUACAAAUGUUCGAGUCGUAACCAAGACUAAAGGAUACCAGGGCCUGACAGACAGCAGCUCCCCGGAUGUCUUCGAGCAUUUCCUGACUGUCCACCAGUGCAACUACUACUGUGGACUUCUCGGCUUGCGCCCACUCAAGACCGCGGACAGCCUGCAGCAGUCCGCCAAGACCAAGAGCUCCAGGAGUCCCUUGCUGAACCGCAAGUUGACUCCCGGCUCCGGCAGCCCGCAGCUGCAGCGUAAAGGACUCAGCCCCCAGACGGCCCGAAAGGCUAACUCCAGCCCGAAGGUGCCGAGGAAGAUGGAAGGGAGCGACUCAAACGACAAAGUCAAAAUUGUCGAAACCACUGAUGUGCUUGAAAUGAGGUAGGAAAGUGUUUUAGACCGUUCUCUCUAGUUACAAGCCAGAAUGAACUAAGAAGUGAGUUUCUUGUCACGACUGUGAAUAACUAGACAUCUGUCUACCUGCCAGACAGUUGACUAGAUGAUAGAACAUUUACAGGUUUUGAACUCUGGGUCCUAUUAAAAGUGACCAUACGCUACUGAAUCCUCGCAAACACGUGCUUCAGAGUCUUAUCAGCUCUAUGAGUGGACUCUCGCAGCUCGAUUUGUUCCAACAGCAAUGACUGACUUACUUUAAAAACAACAAGUCACAUGUUUGUGUUUUGUUUUAAAAUUGCACAUUUUGAAAUGUCCACGUUACACUCAGCAUGUUUAUCUUUAAUGCAAAAUCUGUGGCAACAACAACAACAACAAAAAAGAACACUGCAAAUCUGAGCUCAAUUACCAUCAAAUUUGGACCUGCACAACUUUAUGAAGCUAAUACUGCUAUGUUUUAGAUCAGGGGUGUCAAACUAAUUUUAGCUCAAGGGCCGCAUUGAGGAAAAUCUGCGCACACGCGGCCUGGACUAUUAAAAUCAUGGCAUUAAAACAAAAAAAUUAAGUGAACUUCAGAUUGUUUUCUUUGUCUUACUUUGGCCAAAAAUAGAACAAACACAUUUGGAAAAUAUUACAAUAAAAAUAUAGAAAAAAAUAUCAGCAGCGGUAAAGUUUAGAUCCAUGAAGGGAAGAAGAAAGUGAAUGAAUGUUUAUAUUAUUUAUUGGUGGCGGUAUGGCGUAGUGGGCAGAACGGCCGUGCCAGAAACCUGAGGGUUGCAGGUUUGCUCCCCGCCUCUUGACAUCCAAAUCACUGCCGUUGUGUCCUUGGGCAGUACACUUCACCCUUGCCCCCGGUGCCGCUCACACUGGUGAAUGAAUGAUGAAUGAAUGAUAGGUGGUGGUCGGAGGGGCCGUAGGCGCAAACUGGCAGCCUCGCUUCCGUCAGUCUACACCAGGGCAGCUGGGGCUACAAAUGUAGCUUACCACCACCAGGUGUGAAUGAAUGAUGGGUUGCCACUUCUCUGUGAGCGCUUUGAGUAUUUAAUAAUAGAAAAGUGCGAUAUAAAAUCGAAUCCAUUAUUAUUUAUUAUUAUUAUAACUGAAUACAUUUACAUAUGCAUAAAAAUGUGUAUUCUUUUGUAUUGUUUUUUUAAUUAAUUUAGUAACGUUUAUUACAACCUUUUUCCAAAACACAAUAUACAGUGUGAGAUAUAACAGGAUAAUGCAUACCUUUAUCAUUUGUUUAAAAAAAAAAAAAGUUGGACCCCAAAAAUUUACUGUGGGACCCCAUUUGUAUGACUUGAUGGGGUCCCAUUUUGAAAAUUCCUAGCGCCAACACUGAUGCAGUAUUGGUGCGUGCAAAACAGCAGCAGGCGACUCUGGCCUGCAGGUCGGUUCUAAUACUAAUCAAAUAUCAUCCCGGGCGCCAUAGAUAAUUCAUUUGCGGGCCGGAUCUGGCCCACGGGCCUUGACUUUGACACCCCUGUUUUAGAUUAUCGGAGAGGGUAUGUUAGCUUUGCACUGCAUCAAACUGAGAGCUGUUUUUGAUAUUUUCUUACCUCAUUUAGAUGCACAAUAUUACAACAAAACACUGCAAUUUAUAAUAGCACAGUUUAAUUCUGCAGUUGUGCUUGCUUUAACCACCUAUCACAGUCCUUCCAAGCCAAAGUAAGGUGCUUACAGAUCAAUUAUGCUAUGAUGCAGCUGGUUGAUAUGUUGGCAGCUAAAAAAGCUGCUGAGUGAGUUCCAACGCUGUUAUCUGGACCUGACCCAUGGACGGACUGGGCAAAGUAACAUUAAAAACAGCCGACUCAGAAUUGUUCCCAAGGAUUUCGACUGACUAUGCUAAGCACCUCAGGUACGUCAGCAGUAGCAGUAAGCGCAAUACUACUUCCACUUGAACAUUUCUUAUCUCUGGCACCAGUUUGCACGUGUUUUGCAAAGACGGGAAGGGUUUUGUUUUCGAAUCCCACUCAGAGCAGUCAUCAGGAAUGUGUGGAAUAGAUUGGGGGUUAAUAAUCAAUAGGAAUCCUCAAAUGAGCCACUGGAGUUGCUUGGAAAACAAUCCUCACCCCCAUGCAAUAAAUAUGAAACGCAAUUUACAAAACGGGUUUGGUAAAAAAAAAAAGCUGUUCAAAAGGACUAAAAAAUAUGCAAGCAAGUGAGGGACAAAGAUGUGCCUUUUUAAUGUUUGGUCUGUUACACCAUGUCAAACUAAUGUAUUUUCUAUUUUUAAUAAAAAUG